UGCUGCCUCCCAGGGCAGCCCCUCCCUCUAAGCCUCCCUGUAAGUGUCCUGCUCCUAGAGCUGAACAGUGAACUCAGGGAGGGAUUGCUGGGCUGUUCUCAGCCCCUGGCCCCCUGCCCACUCAACACACAUGGAUACCUGAGCCCCUCAGAUACCUAUGCCUCCCCCUUCAGACACUGGUCAGGGCUAAGCCUCCUCCCUCAGGCUCCCCAGACAUCGCUCUACACAUCAACCCCCACUUCCUCUCCUCCACCUGGUGCCCCCACCACUGUCCUUAACCAUCUCAGGUUGAGUCAGCCUGAGCCUGGGUCAGACGGCUGAGCAGUGGGGGCAGGAGGAGCUCCCCACUUCUCCAGUGACCCCUCCCCCUCCGGAGGUGAGCUGCUGCCCUGGGUGGAGGUCCUGUGCAGCUCUGCUCCUAGGAAGGCCAGCUCAGGGGCAGGAGAGGCAACAGAAAACCCUGGAAACCAAGACCGGGCAAGGCAGGCGGCUCCACCCUGCCUGGGGCGAGCCACCCCGGGCCUCAGUCUGCCCCGCGGGACCGUGAUGAACACCACGGAGGCCCCGGCUGAGGCCCCCGAAUCCUGCCAACAGCUGGCGGCUGGCGGGCACAGCCGGCUCAUCAUCCUGCACUACAACCACUCGGGCCGGCUGGCAGGGCGGGGCGGGCCGGAGGAGGGCGGCCUGGGACUGCUGCGCGGGCUCUUCGUGGCGGUCAGCUGCCUGGUGGUGCUGGAGAACCUGCUGGUGCUGGUGGCCAUCGCCAGCCGCAUGAGGUCACGGCGCUGGGUCUACUACUGCUUGGUGAACAUCACGCUCAGUGACCUGCUCACCGGCGCUGCAUACCUGGCCAAUGUCCUGCUGUCAGGGGCCCAUACCUUCCGCUUGGCGCCGGCCCAGUGGUUUCUGCGCGAGGGCCUGCUCUUCAUGGCGCUGGCCGCCUCCACCUUCAGCCUGCUCUUCACAGCCGGCGAGCGCUUCGCCACCAUGGUGCGGCCGGUGGCCGAGAGCGGGGCCACCAAGAGGGGCCGCGUGUGCAGCUUCAUCGGGCUGUGCUGGCUGCUGGCCACCCUGCUGGGCCUGCUGCCCCUACUGGGCUGGAACUGCGUGUGUGCCUUCCAGCGCUGCUCCAGCCUGCUCCCGCUCUACUCCAAGGACUACAUCCUCUUCUGCGUGGUGGUCUUCGCCUGCAUCCUGGCCACCAUCACGGUGCUCUACGGAGCCAUCUUCCGGGUGGUGCGGGCCAACGGGCAGAAGGCCAUGCGCGCCCCCGCCCGCCGCAAGGCCCGCUCGCUGCUUAACACGGUGCUCAUGAUUUUGGUGGCCUUCGUGGUGUGCUGGGGCCCGCUCUUCGGCCUGCUGCUGGCCGACAUCUUCGGCUCCAACGUCUGGGCCCAGGAGUACCUGCGGGGCAUGGAGUGGAUUCUGACGCUAGCUGUGCUCAACUCAGGCAUCAACCCGCUCAUCUACUCCUUCCGCAGCCGGGACGUGCGCCGGGCUGUGCUGAGCUUCCUCUGUUGCCCGUGUCUACGGCUCGGCCUGCGAGGACCUGGGGACUGCCUGGCGCAGGCGGCGGAGGCUCAAUCUGGAGCCUCCAACACCGACAGCUCGCUGAGGCCAAGGGACAGCUUUCGCGGCUCGCGCUCGCUCAGCUUCCGGAUGCGGGAGCCUCUGUCCAGCAUCUCCAGCGUGCGGAGCGUCUGAGCCCAUGGCUGGGGCGGUGGUCCAUCCACGUGGUGCGCGCUGGCGCGCAGGGGAGCUGCAGGCGGCCCGCCUGCCGCGUGGAGAUGAAGGAAUUGGGCAACUGGGAACGUGCAUUCCAGGGCCCCGUGGUCUUCCCCGAAGCCUCCUGCAGCUGCUGAUGCAGAGCUCGUUUCCCACAGUUUGCUGGGAGCGAGAGGCAACUGCUCUUUGGAACCAAGAGCUUCCUGGAAUGGGGUUGAAUGAGGUUGUUGUGUAUGGCGCCCCUCCCCCCGCGUUCCUGCCCCCGUGUGAUUCUGAGGCAGUUCCAACCCCUCUCUGGGCCUUAGUGGGGCUCCCAGGCUGCAAGGACUGGGCCAUGGCAUCCAUGCCCAGACAAAACGGAAGGUCAAUGAGAGGAUGAGAUGUUGCAGCUUCUCCUUAAUCACAGGUGGCACCCAGGUGAUGGGAUGAGGGCUGUGGUUCUGCUUGAGCUGUACUGGGGGCCCAGGAGGGCCAUGAGUCCGUGGGCUUGGGGAGUGUGGUUGUGACAGAAAGUGGUGGAGUAUGGGGGGGGGGGGGCGUGUGUGUGUGUGUGUGUGUGUGUGUGUGUGUGUGAGAGAGAGAGGCUGAGGGCGGAACAAGCUGUGCCUAUGGGUAUGUGCUCAUGUGCCCGUGUGUGCACAGACAUAGCUUGCCAUACACAUGUGUGUGACCAAUCCACUCUGUUGGUGUGUGGUGAGUGUUUCUGGAGGCUGCCAGGCAGUGGGGAGGAGGAGGCUGUGACAUUGACACCCGCCCCUUCUCGCUCACUUCCCCUUUCCCUGCCUUAUGUCUCAUCUUAGGUUCCAGGCAGCCUCCUUUCCCCACCUCUGGCCUCUGCAUCUUUUGGGCCUCAGCCUGGGGGCCAGCAGCGGGGGACCUGCCUGGCCCUCCUGGCCUCAUUCAGGGAAUCUCACCCACAUCUGUAGAGUUCCCUUUAGCACUAAUUGCCUCGCCCUUCCCCAUCUGUAAAAUGGGCUGAUAGGGGACAGACCCCCCCCCCACCACAGGAGGCUGUCAGUUACUCGCUCAGGGCUCUUGUGGCAGCACAUGGCAUCAGGGUGUGCAACCAAAUGUCCAUCGAUGGAGGGAAUGUUUACAUCUGUGCCAUCCAGCAUGGGACCCCCACAUGACUACUGAGCCCUUGAUAAAUGUCCAGUGCUACUGAAGAACUGAACUUGGACUCCAUUUGCAUUUGAAUGGCCUGUGAGACUCCAGGCAGCAGUACGGGACAGUGUAGGGGUUCACCCUCCAUAUGUAGCCACCUUUGGCUGGUAGGAAGUUCUCUGUCUUCAUCCUCCCAGCCAAGACAGUGGCCUCCAAUUCUCCUCUGCAGGAUGGAGGAUGCGGUGAUGGGAAAGCAUUUUCCUGUGCUGUCCAGGAAAGCAGGCAUUAGCCACAUGUGGCUACUUAAAAUGAAUUAAAAUGUAUUUUAAAA
This is a messenger RNA of Phacochoerus africanus (Common warthog), 3160 nucleotides long. It is a transcript of the gene S1PR4, whose product is annotated as sphingosine-1-phosphate receptor 4. Gene Ontology annotation, molecular function: sphingosine-1-phosphate receptor activity. Lineage: Eukaryota; Metazoa; Chordata; Mammalia; Artiodactyla; Suidae. Gene Ontology annotation, biological process: G protein-coupled receptor signaling pathway. The transcript is spliced from 2 exons. The record is from RefSeq and is a predicted model, not a curated record. Gene Ontology annotation, cellular component: membrane. Bases 547 to 1704 code for a protein of 385 amino acids.